This is a messenger RNA of Siniperca chuatsi (mandarin fish), 6568 nucleotides long. RefSeq names its product CCCTC-binding factor (zinc finger protein) (gene ctcf). The transcript is spliced from 16 exons. Bases 1122 to 3656 code for a protein of 844 amino acids. The record is from RefSeq and is a predicted model, not a curated record. Gene Ontology annotation, cellular component: nucleus. Gene Ontology annotation, molecular function: RNA polymerase II transcription regulatory region sequence-specific DNA binding; DNA-binding transcription factor activity, RNA polymerase II-specific. NCBI's taxonomy places the organism in Eukaryota, Metazoa, Chordata, Actinopteri, Centrarchiformes, Sinipercidae. Gene Ontology annotation, biological process: regulation of transcription by RNA polymerase II.
UUCAACAUUUUUGUUUGAAAUAUGCCACACUUGCCACAAACUUUCCCUCAGACACACCUUUGUCACUGAACUCGUGGGUCAGAAGUCAGUAGUGAAUGGAUACUCUAUGUACAGCGAGCCAUGUAGACAACCAAAGGUGACUGAGACUGAGAUUCAAAGCAGUGAACAUAGAGCGGAGCUAAGCUCUGUCAGCCAACUCACAGCAAAUGGAUUCAGUAUUAUGUGAGUUGAGCAUGUACAGACCUUGUAUUUGGCGUAUAAAUUCUAACUGUCACUCCCGGCAAGCAUAAACUACGCUCAGCACCAGAGUUUAAUGUUUUCCUGUAUCUUUAAAACGAUUAAUUGCUGUAGUGAUUUCUUGCCACAGACAAAUUUAGUUUUAAACAGAAUUACAGAUACGUCAUAGAUUGGUGUUUGUUGAAAUUAUAAUGUAAUUCUUACACGAUCCCGUAAUGAUGCGGAAUAGUCUGAUGCGCUGUUUUUCAUAAUAUACUAUUACCAGUUUUCCCUGUGUGGUUAUAUAUGAGACUAUACAAGUAUAAGAGAGCUGAAACAAUUAGUCGAUUAACUGAAUCAUAUGUGAAUAUAUGCUUGGGGGUCGGUGGGGGGGCAGACCUGGAAAUUUCACGUAUCUGUACCACCUGAGGUGGCAGGCUCAAUGGUCCUAUGUUGUUCUUCACAUUUCAAUGAACAAAUUGAUAUAUGAUAGACCUGUCAAAAGAGUAGCUAAAUAUAUUUUAUAAGCCGUCAUUAGCAAUUAAAUUCAACUUUUGCCUCAAGUUUAUUCUAAUGCAUUCUUGUUAAUUAUACUGCAGGGGAGAACAGGGUAAGAUGAACACCUGGUUCAUCGGUACCUUCAUGAGUACCUGGUGGGGCUGUAAUUUUCUUUGUAAAUGUGAGCAUAUCAUAUGCUUUUUAGAUUCAACUUUAUUGUCAUUAUACAUGUACAAGUACAAGGCAACAAAAUGCAGUUUAGGUCUAACCAGAAGUGCAAUAAGCAAGUGCAGGAUAUAAAGUGUGUGCAUAAAUACAGGAUAAAGCAGUAAAAACUGGAGAGACACUGAGCCUCAUGAUGUACACGCGCCGCCAUCUUGGUCAACAAUGUAAAGUUCCUACCCAGCAUGGACGGAGGGCCAACUGAGGGUGUAGGGGUGGUGGAGGUCCCCGCCAAAGACUUCCCCUCCAUCCAGGCCGAUCACAGCCAGGAUGCCAUGGUGGCUGACCUCCUCCAGCAAGCUGCAGAGGCCGGGGGCGUGGUAGAGGGACACGCUGGAGUCGUCCUGGAUCAAGGUCACGAGGAAGGAAUGGUAGCAGCCACCCAGGCCCAGCAGCAGCUGAUGGAAGCUGCGGUUGGUGUGGAAGGUGGAGCAGGGGUUGAAAUGAUGGUUAUGGACUCACUGGAUCCCACCCUGUUGCAGAUGAAGACUGAGGUGAUAGAUGCUGCAGUCGGGGGAUCAUCAGCGACGGUGGGUGUUGUUGGAGGGGUAGCGGGUGCCGCUCACCAAGCAACUGUAACAACAGUGGACCAGACUCAAAUCAUCACACUACAGGUAGUAAACAUGGAGGAGCAGGCAGCUUUAGGUCUGGGGGAGCUUCAGCUAGUCCAGGUGCCUGUUUCUGCCACUACCGUGGAGGCCCUGCAGCAAGGCACCUUUGUAGAUACGACAGCUAUGCCAAAGGACGGAGACCCAGUCAUCUGCCACACUUUGCCACUGCCUGAGGGCUUUCAGGUAGUUAAGGUUGGUGCUAAUGGGGAGGUGGAGACAGUGGAGCAAGAGGAGGAGGGAGGAGAAACCCACCCUGAAGAGGAGGAAGAUGAGGAGGUGGGAAACCAGCUGCUGGAAGAAGGGGAGGAUGAGCCCAUUCAGCCUCCAAAUGAUGACCCAAACUGGGCUAAAGACCCGGACUAUCACCCCCCAUCUGGAGCUGUCAAAAAGACCAAAAAGGGUAAAAAGAGUCGUCUGCGUUAUGCUGAAGGAGAUAAGGACAUGGAUGUCAGUGUCUAUGACUUCGAAGAGGAACAGCAGGAGGGCCUUCUGUCUGAGGUCAACGCUGAGAAAGUGGUGGGCAACAUGAAACCACCCAAACCCACCAAGAUCAAGAAAAAAGGAGUGAAGAAGACAUUUCAGUGUGAGCUGUGUAGCUACACGUGCCCUCGACGCUCCAACCUGGACAGACACAUGAAGAGCCACACUGACGAGAGACCUCACAAAUGUCACCUGUGUGGAAGAGCCUUCAGGACGGUCACCCUGCUAAGAAACCAUCUCAAUACACACACCGGAACUCGUCCACACAAGUGCACAGACUGUGAUAUGGCUUUUGUGACUAGUGGAGAGCUGGUUCGUCAUCGUCGCUACAAACACACACAUGAGAAACCCUUCAAAUGCUCCAUGUGUGAUUAUGCCAGUGUUGAGGUGAGCAAACUAAAGCGCCACAUUCGUUCUCACACCGGCGAGCGCCCAUUCCAGUGCAGUCUUUGCAGUUACGCCAGCAGAGACACAUACAAGCUGAAGAGACACAUGAGGACACACUCAGGAGAGAAACCUUAUGAGUGCUACAUCUGCCACGCCCGAUUCACCCAGAGUGGAACCAUGAAGAUGCACAUUCUGCAGAAACACACAGAGAAUGUGGCCAAAUUCCAUUGUCCACACUGUGACACUGUCAUCGCACGCAAGAGUGACUUGGGUGUCCAUCUGCGUAAGCAACACUCAUUUAUUGAGACUGGUAAGAAGUGUCGUUACUGCGAUGCCGUUUUCCACGAGCGCUACGCUCUGAUCCAGCAUCAGAAGUCCCAUAAGAAUGAGAAGAGGUUCAAAUGCGACAUGUGUGACUACUGCUGCCGACAGGAACGCCACAUGGUGAUGCAUCGUCGAACUCAUACUGGAGAGAAACCAUACGCCUGCAGCCAGUGUGAGAAGACCUUCAGACAGAAGCAGCUGCUGGACAUGCACUUCAAACGCUACCACGACCCCAACUUUGUCCCCACCGCUUUUGUCUGCCCCAAGUGUAGUAAGACCUUCACUCGCAGGAACACCAUGGCUCGCCACGCUGAGAACUGCAGCGGUGAGGUGGAGGAUGCCGAGAAUGGAGCUCCAACCCCGAAGAAAGGGAGGAGAGGAAGAAAGAGGAAGAUGAGGAGCAGGAGAGAUGAGGAUGACAGCGAGGAGGAUCAGGCUGAACCAGACGAAGAGGAGGAAGCUGAGGGGGAGGGGGAGGAAGAAGCAUCACUGCUACAGGAAGAGGAGGAGGCAGAAAGCAUGGAAUUGGACCAGGCCCCUGCCGCUAUCCCAGUACCGGCUCCUGACGAGCCACCGGUCAAGAGGAAACGAGGCCGACCCCCAAAGAACGCCCCCAAGCCUCCAACACCCAGCAAGUCAGUCAGGGUGGCUGCCAAGACGACUCCUUCUGCUGCUGCCAUCAUUCAGGUAGAAGAUGAGAGCACUGGAGCAGUGGAGAACAUCAUAGUGAAGAGGGAGGAUGGCGAUGCCUCUGCAGCGACACCUCUGGAGCAGGGAGUGGCCCUGACAGUGGAGGGGGUGGGGCUAGAUGGGGAAGGGGUGGAGACUGUCGAGCUGGCUGUGAAUGAGGAAACAGCGGCCGCUGCUGCCAACGGAGAUCUGACACCAGAGAUGAUCCUCAGCAUGAUGGACCGGUGAACAGAACACACAGCCACACACGUGUAGCCGGACUAUGAGUAAAAUUGGCAAAUACACAUUAACAUCUCCACAUCCUUGGCCUUCACCUGAUGUUCCAUCUGUGUGAGCUUUUAAUGGCACACAUUUUGCCUCUAUUAAAGUGGCUGCAAAAAUGGUGGCAGCAAAAACAACCAUGCACAAAGAAGGGAAGCAGUAUGUAAAUACUACAUGUAUAUCGACCUGCAUACUGAUGUUUGUGGGUCUCUCUCACACACACACACACACACACACACACACACACACAAAAUACAAGAUCCCACUGCACAUACUUGUCAUCUCCCACAUCAUAUACAGAUACUGACAGACUGCUCCUUGCUCUUAAAUGCUUUUUUCAGUUUGAAUGUCUGAAUGAAUCAUUGUGUAUUUUGCUACUUGUUUCUACCCAAAGCCACAUCCUGUGUCAGUCUCUACCCACACACUGCAGUUAAUUUUCAGCUCCUCUCCAUGUUGCUCUGCCAAAAGAGAAAUUACUUGAUCUACUUCACUUUGAUUUUCUGCUGGCCUGCUUGCUGUUCUUGCAACUAUGCUGAUUUUGCAAAUUCCAAGCCUUUAUAUGUGUAUAUAUAGAUAUAAAUGUAGUUUUUCCUAAUGAAACAUAGUACACGGUACUUGAGUUUUCCUCUGAGAUACCACUUGCUCUCGGUCAUAUGAUCAGUAUAUCCCCCCCCCAAAGUAUGAUUUCCUCCUUGGCUCGUGUAAACACAUGGUCCAUGUUGUGGUGUUAUUAGUUGGCUGUUUGUAUAUGGAGGCUUUUAUAGUAGGAACAGAAGGAUUCUUCUUACAUGAGCGAAUGGGCACAGGCAGAUACAGUCAAAUUAACUGAAGUCAGUGAACUGUUUUUCAACUGUCUAGUUCACCAGCACCCAACCUUGUUCUAAUGGAAAUGCGCCCUCAGUCAGCUCAGGAAAUUAAAUACUUGAGAUCGCUGCUAAUUAAGUUUCCCAGCACCAACAUAGUUUGAGAUGAAGUUCAUUUUAAACUGUUUUCUAUUUUCUCCUACUUAUCACUGAUGGAAGAUACUUGUCAUUCAUAGCUAAUGUUCCUUGUCCUCCUCCUGUUCCACAUUUUGAAGGAGAAAGUAGAUAGUUUGCCAUCACAUAAACUGAAUGAUCCCUGCCAGUUGGAGAAAAUAUGGAUAAUCCUGAUUUGGUUGGUAAAACAUUGUACUGUAGUUGUGAUUUUUGAACAUUCCAAAUACUUUAAUUGGAAUGGAACAUGGAAUUAUGUCUAUGCAUUUGAAUCAUCUCACUUGAAGUAAUCAGCAGUAACAAACUCCAACAUUGUUUUGCAAGGUAAUACCAGGCUGCCCCCCCCCCACAAUAAUCAGUGAUCACCAAACACGUUUUGCAUGUAACUACACAUUUUAAACCCUUUGCUUUUUGAUUUAUUGUGAACCUUUUUUAAUGUUUUUAAAUAGCUGAUUUGGAGAUGUGUUGGUUAAAAGUUGUUUGUUUUUUUUUUUUUUUUUUUUUCUUUUGUUAGUGCCAUACCUGGUACUCCAUAUGCUGAGUCUAUAAAGGUGAUUUGCAAAAUUACCUUUCCAUCAUGCUUUCCUUCCACAGAUAAGCCCCUCCAAACCAAACUGAAUUGAACUAAUCUGAAUCACUAUCAUUUUUCUGUCUAUAUUCUGUUGCUCAUAGCUAUGUUGUAUAGCUUUGAUACUGUUUUACAGUUUUCAUGUUUGGCCAUUUUGCAGUUGCCACUGUGUUUCUCUGCAGUUGGUUCAGUUCGGUAGCAUGACAGAAGCUUUGUCCUAUUCUGUUGGCCCAAAGUUGCGAGGUUAGUUUUACCUAUAAAGGAACAAGAGGUUUUUGAGUAUCUGCUGAAAGAAAAAACUGUUUGGCACCCAUCUAAAAACUCAUAGUGAAUAAAGUCCAUCUAGUAAAUUGUAUGUAAGAACAACAAAACAGCCUUCUUGUUCUUUUUUGACAGGUUUUCAUACUGUUUUUGGAAGCUGUGUAUUUGUUUGUUGUGCUAUGUGACUUAAUUAAGUAAUCAAGAUCAGCACUGGACUAAGGCCCUGUUAGCCCAAGUCUUGCAGUUCUACUAGCCCUCAGCUUUCAGUCAGUGUCCAUUUGUAGCUGAUACUGAGGUAUGUCCUCGCCUUGGCCCAGGCCAGUCACUCCAAAUGAGAGCCCUGAUUUUUAUAUUUACAAAAACACAGGAUUAAGAUUGCUUGUGUGAAUCAAGGUUAGAACAAAAAGGAAUCUUCAUGGUCCAAAUCUCAACAAAUCGUAUGAUUUGAGUCUUCUGAAGAUGUUAAUCUUAGACUAAGGCUAAAAGCUCUGAAGUGACAGUUUGACCACAGGUUAUGAUGGUUAUGUGGCCUUCCUUUUAUUACAGCAAUACCUGUUAUUGUUAGACGGAACCAUUUCCUCUGUAAAACAACUUUGGUUAGAUGCCCAGUAUUGUAAAAACCAGGCUGUAAGGAACCAUGGACACAGAAAUGGUCACAGAAGAUAGUAGUGUCAAGAUACUGCUAGAAGGUAUGUGAGGAAAUCAAUGUUCAUAUAUCAAAUUGACACUUUUGCAAGAAUCAUUUAGAAACAUCAAUUGUGUGAGUGUACUAAUAUGGUCUGAGAUCUCAUUCUGUAAAACAUGAAAGAACAAAAUUUUCUGUUAUCAAUCUAUCAUGUUAUUGUUCUGCAGGAGGAUGGAUGGAAGAUGGAUGUUCGAUUGUUCCCAUAGCAACAGUAUUGUUUUUUGUUUGCACAUAGCUUGUUUGAUUUGGCAGAAGAAUUGAGAGAACAGUUUUAAGUUGGUUUUAAACACAUUACUGUUUUAAGACCAAGAAAACAGAAGAAACCUUUGUCAUGUAAUUUUUGAAGAUGAGACACUGUACAGCUGAUGAAAAAUAAAAUCAUUCUAAUGGG